AUGUCGAGAGACGAUUCUUCCUCGUCGAGCUACGCGCCAAAGUCGCCAGACUUGUCUUCCUUUUACUCCAGCAGCCCCACCCCGGCUGCAUCGCAACUCCAUCCUCCAGCUGGCCAAUAUAAAUCGCACCCUCCCGCCUACAAGGCCUACAAGACCUAUAACUCUCCCUACUCUCCACCUCUGCCCCCAGCCGCACUCAGGCACCAACAACAUAUCGAGCCUGAAUUCACAGCAUACACAGCAUACACAGCAUACGACUUCCCUCCUUCGCCCCUGCAAUACCUGGCUUCAGGCCUGGAUUCCGGCCAAGUUGCCACGCCCGUUGCCACGCCCGUUGCCACGCCCAGGCCAUACCGUCUUCAUUCAUCCUCCUUCUUGCCAGAGACCCAUCCAAUCCCGUCGCAGUCGCAUCCUCCCAGGCAUAUUCAACCGCAGAAUCCGUCGGGAUUCCACCACUCCCAUCUUUCCAAACUCCAGCACCUCUGCGCGCAUCCCGACUCGGAAAUGCCUCCGCGAAGAGCCGCUGCAGCCCCGCCGCCUGCGCCCUUUGUUGAACCUUCUCCCGUCAGAACAAAGUUCCCCACCGCGAGGAUAAAACGGAUAAUGCAGGCCGACGAGGAGGUAGGCAAAGUCGCUCAACAGACCCCCAUCGCUGUAGGCAAGGCGCUCGAGCUCUUCAUGAUCCAAAUGGUGACCAAGAGUGCCGAAGUCGCGCAGGAAAAGGGGUCCAAGAGAGUCACGGCAUCAAUGUUGAAGCAGGUUGUGGAAACGGACGACCAAUGGGAUUUCCUGCGAGACAUUGUAAGCCGUGUCGAAAACGAGAAGGAGGGCAGCAAGUCCAAGGCAAAAACCGAGAGCGAGAGCGAUGACGAUUCUGAGCCCAAGAAAAAGACAAGAGGGACAGGCCGGAGGAGAAAAGUUUAA
This is a messenger RNA of Ustilaginoidea virens, 924 nucleotides long. RefSeq lists its product as uncharacterized. The record is from RefSeq and is a predicted model, not a curated record. The transcript has a single exon. Lineage: Eukaryota; Fungi; Ascomycota; Sordariomycetes; Hypocreales; Clavicipitaceae. Gene Ontology annotation, molecular function: core promoter sequence-specific DNA binding; transcription corepressor activity; transcription coactivator activity. Gene Ontology annotation, biological process: transcription by RNA polymerase II; negative regulation of transcription by RNA polymerase II; positive regulation of transcription by RNA polymerase II. Gene Ontology annotation, cellular component: nucleus; negative cofactor 2 complex. Bases 1 to 924 code for a protein of 307 amino acids.